UUCCGGUGUUGUCAUAGAUUAAAAACAAUAUUAUAAAUAUUAUUUACGUCAAUUUCGUUUGAACGCUUUUUUGGUUGGAUUUUGAAAAUGUUGCUAUUGUUUACAGCCAAGUCGAUAAGUGGAAAUGAGGCUUUAGAAAUAUAAUACUUUAGAAUGUAACGAAGAGAAGGAUCGAUAAAGAAUAGACAUUUUACAAUCUGAACGUCAAAGGUAAAUGCGUGACGUAGUACAUUUCACAACAUUGAAGCAAUGAUUUGUUUUUGUAUAUAUUCCAUUUAUCAAACUCCGGUGUGUGUCUUUGACUCCAGAUAACAAUAAAAAAAAAAUUUUAAACGCAUACAAUUCUUUACGGUAAGUCGUGAAGUACUCCACUGCGCGAUAACAAACGAAAACGAAAGUAGAAUUUAUUCGAUGUAAACCACGCCUCUGGCAAAUCAGCUUUGAGCUCAAAAUGUUCUUUUAUGGAUCGCCCGUAGCAUGUUAAAAGGCCAAGGCACGACAGAACAUCAGCAAAGAGAGCAAGGUGUGACACAAUCCCUUCAACAAGAAGAACCAAUGGAAGUGGAUGCAAUUAGUGAGUGUGUUAUAUGCAUGGACUUUGUACAAAACAAGAAGACCUUGGAAAAAUGUUCACAUGAGUUUUGUAGAGACUGCAUUGACAGCCAUUUCAAGUACAAACCACAAUGUCCCAUAUGUUUUACUGCAUAUGGAAAGAUUAUGGGGACACAGCCUGAUGGUUACAUGGAGAUAAACCGAGACAGGAGACAGCAGCUGCCUGGGUUUGCAGAGAAAGGCAUCAUUCGUGUAUACUACUCAUUCUCUGACGGGACACAGGGGCCAGAACACCCAAACCCAGGACAGCGUUACUAUGGUACCAGUCGUACUGGCUAUCUUCCAGACAAUGAUAAAGGUCGGGUCGUAGCGAGGCUGCUAAGGGUGGCAUUCAACAGGAAGUUAGUGUUCACUGUCGGGCGAUCACGAACAACAGGGGUAGAUAACUGUGUAACAUGGAAUGAUGUUCAUCAUAAAACGUCCCCGACAGGUGGUCCGGAAAAUUUUGGCUAUCCAGAUCCCACCUUUUUAGACCGAGUGUUGGAGGAACUGGCCGCUAAAGGCGUGACCCUGGAGGACCUGCACGAAGUGCCAGAAGAUGUCAUUAAAUGACGCAGAAGUGCAUAGUGUUGUGUGCACAUAUCGAUGUAGACAGAAAAACAAAGAGGUGUAAAGACUUUGUCGAGAAAAUAGUUUUUAAAAAAGGGCGCCUUCUGAUAAAUAAAAAAAGGGAAGGGUUGUUGGAGAGAAUGAUGCGUUUAAUUAAUUGUUUGUACAUUUCAAUACAAGAUUUUAUGCUUUGAAGUGUGAUUGAAGCUGUGGUCAUUUCAUACAUUGUACAUGCAUGGACCACAUGUACAGUAUCUCGUCUGCAGAAUGUAUGUUUCUCACUUUAGCAACUUUAUGUCUUAUGUCAUAUGCAAUUUUAAAAAAAAAAGUGAAAAAAGAAAGCUUUGUUAAAAAAGAUUAACAAAUGAUUCAUUGUAUUUUUACAAGUUGAAUUUUUAUUAAAAUUUAUGAAGUUUUUUG
Messenger RNA from Ostrea edulis (European flat oyster), 1581 nucleotides. RefSeq names its product probable E3 ubiquitin-protein ligase DTX3. NCBI's taxonomy places the organism in Eukaryota, Metazoa, Mollusca, Bivalvia, Ostreida, Ostreidae. The record is from RefSeq and is a predicted model, not a curated record. Gene Ontology annotation, biological process: Notch signaling pathway; protein ubiquitination. The transcript has 4 exons. The coding region runs from base 478 to 1164 and encodes 228 amino acids.